Molecule: messenger RNA, 2516 nt
Organism: Rhinolophus ferrumequinum (greater horseshoe bat)
Lineage: Eukaryota; Metazoa; Chordata; Mammalia; Chiroptera; Rhinolophidae
Gene: RCAN1
Product: regulator of calcineurin 1
Exons: 4
Coding region: 174-932 (252 amino acids)
Biological process (GO): calcium-mediated signaling
Cellular component (GO): cytoplasm; nucleus
Molecular function (GO): calcium-dependent protein serine/threonine phosphatase regulator activity; nucleic acid binding
Source: RefSeq, a predicted model, not a curated record
GGGGAACCACGGCGGACCGCCCGUUUCGCAGAGCCUGCGUCUCCCGGAGCCGUAGUGACUGCCGCUGGGUGCGACGUGAUCGUGAGGGGGUUAACCGCGGAGCAGGCAGACGGGAGGACGCGAGGAUCCGGUGCGCGAGCGGGCUCAGCCGACGGGGGCGCGCGGGCGCUGGGAUGGAGGACGGCGUGGCCGGGCCCCCUCUCGGGGAGGCAGCCGAAGCGGCUGUGGCGGCCGAGGUGCGAGCGCGGCCCGGGGUGACGCUGCGGCCCUUCGCGCCAUUCUCCCGGGCCGCUGAGGCCGAAGAGGGCGGCGGCGACUGGAGCUUCAUCGACUGCGAGAUGGAAGAGGUGGACCUGCAGGACCUGCCCAGCGCCACCAUCGCCUGCCACCUGGACCCGCGCGUGUUCGUGGACGGCCUGUGCCGGGCCAAAUUUGAAUCCCUUUUUAGGACAUAUGACAAGGAUAUCACCUUUCAGUAUUUUAAGAGCUUCAAACGUGUCAGAAUAAACUUCAGCAACCCUUUAUCUGCUGCAGACGCCAGACUCCAGCUCCAUAAGACUGAAUUUCUCGGAAAGGAAAUGAAAUUAUAUUUUGCUCAGACUCUGCACAUAGGGAGCUCGCACCUGGCUCCCCCAAAUCCAGACAAGCAGUUUCUGAUCUCUCCUCCCGCCUCUCCUCCGGUUGGUUGGAAACAAGUGGAAGACGCUACUCCCGUCAUAAAUUAUGAUCUUUUAUACGCUAUCUCCAAGCUAGGGCCAGGGGAAAAGUAUGAAUUACACGCUGCAACCGACACCACUCCCAGUGUGGUGGUCCACGUAUGUGAGAGCGAUCAGGAGAACGAGGAAGAAGACGAGAUGGAAAGAAUGAAGAGACCCAAACCCAAAAUUAUCCAGACCAGAAGGCCGGAGUACACGCCCAUCCACUUAAGCUGAACUGGCACCUGGAUGAAGAAGUAUUCUACAUCAUAUUCAUGGGGAGGAAUCUUUUACUGUGAAAGUGGCCGGUCACGACUUUGAAGUGGCAGCUGUGAUCGCAGUGGUGGAAAUUCCAGUUCACGUUGCUCAGAAGAGAAUCAGGUUUUGCCUCCUGAUUCUAAUACUGCACAUCAGUCAAUGUUUGUGGCCCCUGGAAAUGUCCUGGGCCAAUCACUGAGUUUGGGGUGAUCACACAAGGACAUUAGGGGAGGUCUUGAGAAACCCGAUAACAAUAGUAUUUUGUACUUUUUUUUUUUUUUUCCUGGUAGGUUCUGUUUUUGUCAAAGGCAGGUUGAUCAAUGGGUCUGGGGAGAGCCUUGUGAUUCUAACCAGCCUUCCCGGGUAGACUCUCACUACUGGUGGGAAGAGGCACCACGUGAAGCCACGACGCGUCUGGUGCAGAAAGCUUGUGAGAACAUAAUGCAGGGUGGAAACCGUAGUGCUUCAUUUUCCCCCGCUCAUGUUCUAAUGUUUGUGCAUGUAUAUUACUGAUUUUCAAAACUAAUCUUUGUUCGUACAUAGAGUUAUGCCCGUGUUGUUUUACAUCUUGUGGGAAGAUAGGAGAAGCAUUUGGAAACUGUAUCAUCUUUCCAGAUUUCCGACAGCACUCGUGUGGAAUUCUACCUGGAAUCAUUCACUCCACAUCGUAUCGGGUACAACAUAAAACUUGUGCUUUUCCAAAAGAACUCAAUCUGAAAUUCCCAUGUAGGGUUUCGCUUGUAAAAUUCAGAGAAUAGCAGUUCCACUGCCAACUUUUAGUGGGUGAGACUAUUUCAGUUUGGCUGUUUUGGGUCGGACAUCGGUUUCAUUUCUUUCUUUCACAUGGUGGUUUAUGAUGAGUCAUAGCCAAAAGCCUUUCCUGAGAAUUAUUGGUUAAAAUAGUUGAUUUUUUUUUUAACCCCACUAAAACAUCAAGAUAAACUUGUAAAUAAAGCUGAUAGCAUCUAUUCAUACCUGUUGUGCACUUGGGUGAAAAAUAUGGCCGUGGAAGACUAGUGUAAGCUGUGUCAACCUACCUGUGAAUUGUAUAUUGUAGAAAACGCCGUUAAAAUGUUUGACAGGCCUCGAAUUCAAAGCAUGUGAAGUGGAUAGUAGAUGUGUGGUGAUAUAAGGAGAGAUGCAGUGCCUUCCCCCAUUAAUUCCUGAUGGAAUUGUUACCCUAGGUUAACGUUUGUAAUUUUUUUCUAGUUGUAAUGUGUAUGUCUGGUAAAUAGGUAUUAUAUUUUGGCCUUAAAAUACCAUAACAAAGUUUGUCAUUUUGAAAUACCUAAUGCCCAGGAACAAUGCAUGCUUUGGAAAUUUGGAAGAUGGUUUUAAGAAGCAAAUAGGUUUGGUUGUUCUUAUCAAGGAAUUGACUGACUGUUCUCAAAACCCUGUUUACAGUACUUGGUAGGGGGUGGAACAGUGUGGGAGAGACCAUUGCAUCGCUAUUCGAGUGUUCCUAGUUAAGUGCUUUUAAACUGGAGAGGCCAGCCUCAGCAUAGUUUUUUUUAACUGCAUUCUAUAAUAAAUCGACCCAAUAUGCCCUUUGUGGGAAAGUUA